Molecule: messenger RNA, 1570 nt
Organism: Ostrinia nubilalis (European corn borer)
Lineage: Eukaryota; Metazoa; Arthropoda; Insecta; Lepidoptera; Crambidae
Product: tyrosine aminotransferase-like
Exons: 5
Coding region: 140-1474 (444 amino acids)
Biological process (GO): L-phenylalanine catabolic process; L-tyrosine catabolic process; biosynthetic process
Molecular function (GO): pyridoxal phosphate binding; L-tyrosine:2-oxoglutarate transaminase activity
Source: RefSeq, a predicted model, not a curated record
CAGUUCCGCGGCUCGGGAGCUUGAUUCGUCAAACGCCACAGUUCUGAUACAAAAGUAAGGUGUAUUGGUUCGUGGGCAAUAUUCUGAAUAAACAUUUAAGCGUCGCCACAGCUUUUGGUAUCCCGCAAGUUUGGUGCCGAUGUCGUCAGGUCGAUCGCAGGACAAGCGGGCUUGGGAGGUGCGCGCGUCAGCUCUAGCUCGGAAUACGCACAAUCUGAUAAGGAGCAUCGUCGAAAAUCUGCAAGUAGAGCCGAACCCCGAAAAACAACUGAUAGCGCUUUCAGUAGGUGACCCAACAACUUUUGGGAACCUAAAUCCGCCGGAGCAAGUGAUCCAAGCUGUGCGGGAGAGUAUAGAAUGGCAUACAAGUCGAGGGUAUGGGUCCAUGGUGGGCCACCCGGAGGCGCGGCAGGCGGUGGCGGAGUACAGCGCGCACCAGGGCCCCGUGGCCGCUGAGGACGUGAUCCUCUGCAGCGGCUGCUCGCACGCCAUCGAACUCGCCAUCACGGUUCUCGCCGAUUCCGGACAGAACGUUCUCGUCCCCCGACCCGGGUUCAUGAUAUACAAAACUGUUGCCGAAGGAUUGGGGAUAGAAAUCAAGUAUUACAACUUACUGCCUAAUCAACAAUGGAAAGUCGAUCUGGAGGAUCUAGAAAAUCAAAUAGAUGAUGACACUGCGGCGAUAGUCGUGAUCAAUCCGUCAAACCCAUGUGGCUCGGUGUAUAACAAGGAGCAUUUGACUGAGAUCAUAGAUAUAGCUUCAAGGAACUGUGUGCCUUUAAUUGCAGACGAGAUAUACGAACACUUUGUGUUUUCUGGUCAUGAAUUCACAGCUAUUUCAGCACUAUCGAAAGACGUACCUGUUCUGACGUGCGGUGGCCUUACCAAAAGAUUUUUGGUGCCUGGCUGGAGGAUGGGAUGGCUGAUCGUGCACGAUCGUCAAAAUAUACUAGGCAAAGAAAUUCGAAAGGGAAUAAGCAAUCUAGCAAGUAAAAUACUCGGACCUAAUACGCUAAUACAGAGAGCCUUGCCGACUAUACUCAAGACCACACCGCAGAGUUUCUUCGAUGAGGUUGUCCUUUUUAUCGAGAACCAAGCUAAACUGGCCUAUGAGGAGCUACGACGAGCUCCCGGGCUCCGGCCCAUUAUGCCACAAGGGGCGAUGUACAUGAUGAUUGAAAUAAAAAUGGCGCAGUUCCCUCAGUUCAGCAGCGAACUGCAGUUUGUGGAGCGAAUGGUCUCAGAACAGUCCGUGUUCUGUCUGCCAGGAGAGUGCUUCUGCUAUCCAAACUACAUGCGCAUCGUGUUAACUGUGCCAGAAGACAUCAUGAGGGAAGCGUGUCAGAGGAUAGUCAAGUUUUGCCAAGAUCACAUCGUGACCAGAGAAAAGCUGAAAGAGAUUGACACCAACGUGGUGUCCAUGCCUAAUGCAACUGAAGUCAUUUGCGAUGACGCACUGCCACGCGUAAAUUAGCAAAUUAACGACAUUGUUGUUAGAUUUUUUUUUUGUAAAUAGCUAAACGAUUUAGCACACGGGGAUUUUAUUGAAUAAAUAGGUUAUUACGAAAUA